This is a messenger RNA of Bactrocera latifrons, 4075 nucleotides long. RefSeq lists its product as uncharacterized. Gene Ontology annotation, cellular component: nucleus; cytoplasm. The record is from RefSeq and is a predicted model, not a curated record. The transcript has 6 exons. The coding region runs from base 726 to 3839 and encodes 1037 amino acids. Gene Ontology annotation, molecular function: protein serine/threonine kinase activity; ATP binding. Lineage: Eukaryota; Metazoa; Arthropoda; Insecta; Diptera; Tephritidae. Gene Ontology annotation, biological process: peptidyl-serine phosphorylation; signal transduction.
GUGAAAACUUUUAGCAUUGAAUAAGUUUUUUUUUUCUCUUGCUUCUGUCUUUCUGUCUUGAAAUCGAAACAAGCGAAACCGAAAGAGAAAAAAGCGACCAAAUUAGUCGGCCAACCAGCAUUGUACCGAAUUUCUUAUGUUUUUGACUUUAACAAAAUUGUUGCUAAAAUUUGAAAUAAUCGUUUGAUAUUGUGCAUAGUUAGAAAAUAUGUCUGUAUAUUGAAUAUCUGAUGGUAUAAUCACAACAAAAAAGAAAUAUCGUUGCUAAAUACAAUGAAAAAAAAUCCGUAAUUCAAAACACAAACACUACAAAAUCAACAAAGUCUACAACGAUCAGCCAAUUGUCAAAAAGUGGAAGCCAAUUUAUUAGAAUGACAUGAGCGCUUACAUCGUCCAAUAAAGUAAUAGUAAAAAUUAAAGCAGACAAAAAAUACAAAAAAACGUUGAACGUUCCUUUAGAUAAAAAUUAACAGAAGACAACAGUAGAGUUUAUAGACUGAUUUUUUAUAAUAUUAAGUACGGGAUUACACAUUUUGGAUAAAACAAUACUUGCUUGAUAUAGGUGACUGGUGCGAAAUUACAAAUGAACAAAUCUAUGAYUUUUUAGUUCAAGUGCAUAGAAUACAGUGCACAACAAGAAAUUUUCAUCAAAUGUUUGGGACAACUAUCAGACUAAUCUUUCCAUAGUACUAUUCGAUCAAAUUAGUGAGCAUAUAGGAGCUAAAAUGGGUAAACGUAUGGCAGUCGUCGAGGCGAAGCAUUCAUUGCAAGCCACUCGCACUAUACGCAAACGUAAGCGAAAUUCUUCUUUAGCAGCUAUUGAUUCCGAAAUGAUCACGACAACAGCCAAGACAACGAGAGGAAGUCAUAACUAUUGGCACGAAAAUGAUGACGAAGAUUCAUCUUCAAAUGAAGCCACAAAUGUAACACCAGUGAUUAGAAAUCCAUCUACAAAGCAUGCCAACAAUUCGUCAAUUCUUCUGAGCGCAAAUACGUCACUGAAUGAAUCCCCAAAACCAGUGUAUACAUUAUUACCAUCCAUUGUUAAUGGGACUAUUAUGUACGACYUAAUGCAGAAACCUUGGCGGCUUGGUAAACCUAUUGGCAAAGGAAAUUUUGGAGAAAUAUUUUUAGCUUCAGAUAAUACUUCCAUUCCGGUUACUAAUGAAAAUGCAAAGUUUGUUGUAAAAAUUGAACCACAUUCAAAUGGACCCUUGUUUGUAGAAAUUCAUUGUUUGAUGAACACUGCCAAAAACGAAUAUAGCCACAUAAAAACUGAAACUGAUAAAAACAAUAGACAAGAUUAUACGGCGCCACUAAUGCCACAUCUACCAACGGGUAUACCUAAAUAUAUUGCAUCAGGCUCUCAUUAUUUUGGAGAUGCACGUUACCGUUUCCUGGUUUUGCAGCGUUUUGAUCGCGAUUUGCACUCAUUGAUAAAAAAUUGUCGUGUCCAUCAAAAAUGCGUGUUAACUCUAGCUAUACAGAUUGUAGAUGUUUUAGAAAAAUUGCACGACAAGGGAUACUGCCAUAAUGAUGUAAAGGCACAAAAUCUUAUGAUUUCCAAAUGCAAGUAUUAUAAAAAACAAACGGCAACUGCUCCAGUUACCACAGGCAAAAGCAAAUCGUCCCGUUCUUCAAUUGUAAAGUCUUCAAGCUAUGAUGAACAUUACGAAGAAAAGCAACAAACAACUGAUAGUGGAAAUAGUUCUGAGCAAGAAGUAAACGAUGAUGAAGAGGAUGAAGAUUUCAUUAUUAAACGAAAUAAAUUUGUUGACGAAUAUGAAGAUGAGGACUUUGAUGAUGGCGCUACUACCAACAGUAAUAACAGUAACAGUGUAGAUCUUUAUGAAACACCACUAAAUCGUAAUCGCAAACGUCGUCCACGAAACAAUAUUGAAUUUAGUGGUUCCAAUCCGGUACGCUCAUGUCGCCGACAAAAAAGAAAUUCCAUAUAUGAAGAGAUGGUGAAGUCUCAUUAUUUACGUCCUGCAAAACGUAUUAGUUACUCAGAAUUCUUUAAUGAAGAUACUACUUCCAUAAAAGAUGAACCAUUGGAAUCGAAAUCUGUGACAACAGAUGAUGAUUUCGAAGAAUUUUUACCAAGGUCUGCACGUCGUUCCGGUACAAUAAAGAAGUCGARUCAUGCUUCAAAUUCCUGCUUACCAACAACACGGUUAACACGACGUCAAGAGAAAAUUUUUAAUAAGUUAAACGCUAAUAAGCAUUUACAAAAAACUAACUGCGAUAAUUCGCCAUCCACAGCUGUCGCAGAAUCGCUUGUAAUCGUUGAGGAAGAACGUAUCUUCCUUAUAGAUUUCGGGUUGGCUUCCAAAUUUAUGGAUAAUGGGGUACAUCGUCCAUUCGUAAUGGAUCAACGCCGAGCACACGAUGGUACUUUAGAAUUUACCUCACGAGACGCUCAUAUGGGUGCCCAUUCCCGUCGUAGUGAUCUAGAAUGUUUAGGUUAUAACUUAAUGUUCUGGUCUCAAGGCUAUUUGCCAUGGAAAGAUGCAGCAAUUCAGCAUCAACAGGAGAAGGUACAUCGUGCAAAGGAAUACCUAAUGACCGAUGUGCGCGAAAUGUUAAAACAAAUUUAUGGCAAACAGGUUCCUAAAUAUUUGGGCGAAUUUCUACAUCAAGUCAGCCAAUUAGCCUACCACGACCGACCGGAUUAUGGACGAUACCGCCGCUUAUUCCAACGUGAAUUUCAGCAGCUUGGCUAUUCACUUGCAGAAUUGCACUUAGACAGCAAGGAAAUAGUGCGCACUUGUGUACGUGUUAAAGAGGAAAUUGAGAACAAAAACGAUAUAUUCGAAAUGAAUAAACUCAACGGCAAUGCAGUAUGGAGUAUUAUGAGCAACCUUACAGUGGGCACACCAUUCCAUGAGCGUACUCUCUCCAAUAGGGUGUCGCCGAAAAACUUGAGGUCCAAAUCUGACAAAAAAUCUAUGAAAAAGAAAAAGUUUUCAUGGGCGGAAAUUCUCUCACAAGAUCCUGACCAGAUUGCCCGCGAACGUGCCGAAAAAGAAUUCGAUCGCGAGGAGGAACUUAGUGAAGUGCAACAACCAAUAGUGCGUCGUUACGAAGGAAAGCCAACAUAUGCUAUUUUAGAGAUUGAAAAUCGCCUAAGGUUAAGCGGCAGAUUUUCAGAAGAUAACAGAGAUUCACAUCGGAGAAGCGCUGCUAAUCAAACCGACGAAGAGGAUGAAAAUGAUGAGGAACAGGAUGAGGAAGAAAUGGAAGUAGACGACACGGAGGAUAUGGGGGAUAACGACAGAGAUUGUGACGACGAUGAAGAUGACAUAGAAACGGACGCUACAGACACCAUGGACCAUGUGCCUAAUGGUGGACAUAACACACGCGCACAUAAUACACGAUCAACUAGAAGAAAAGAUUAUGUACAAUUUUUAGAAACAGAUGGUCGAAUUCAGAGUUCUACCAAGCAACGUUCAAUCAAUUCGACAAAAUCUGCUUUUAAAACAGCAGCAGCCACAUCCAAAUCGGUUCAUGUUGCAAAUAAAGUGACUAUGAAAUCUAGUAGCAAACGGAGUAGUACUGCCGGUCGUAGUAAUCGUAAAGGUUACAACAAUGAAGGAACUCAAGUAAAUAGCAACAGUGUAGGUGGUACGGGAAGGCCGGAACGACGAACUCGUCGUUGCUUAAUUGAGACUGAAACAGAGAUGAAUGAUCUGAUCGAUCAACAGGAAAGUAAUUCAAAUUUUAAUCCAGAUGUUUGUAGUUUAUUCAACGUUUGGAAAAAGAUCAAUAAUGAAAACAUCUACUAUCGAGGCAACAACGCCGCAGCAGCGGCAUCGACACGACAGUGUAAAAAGUGAACAAUGUAAACAUGCAGAAGUUUCUACCGAGACUGUUCAAUACUUCUAAAUUUUUCACCGCUUUCAAUUAUGUUAGUAAAAAUUUUGCUAAACAUUGGUUUGAAAUGCAUAAAUAACGUAGAAUAAAGUAGCGUAGUACAGCAAACCCUUUUGACAAGAGAAGAGAGUAAAUAAAUAUUGUAAGUAGUGGUAAUGUUUACAUUUUUGUUAUUUACCAACAACUCAAUGUGCAAAGA